This is a messenger RNA of Daldinia childiae, 999 nucleotides long. RefSeq lists its product as uncharacterized. The transcript is spliced from 3 exons. The record is from RefSeq and is a predicted model, not a curated record. Lineage: Eukaryota; Fungi; Ascomycota; Sordariomycetes; Xylariales; Hypoxylaceae. The coding region runs from base 1 to 999 and encodes 332 amino acids.
AUGAGGGUCGACCUUCAGGAAGAGCUCGAUGAGGUCAUGAGCCUUGACGAGUCCACAAGCCAUGAUGAGUCCAUGGGCCUUGACGAGGUCACGAGCGUUGAUCACAUGGAUCUCAGUCAGCAGUCGGACAUCGAUUCGAUGCCCGAGACUGCCACCGCACCUUCGAGCUUUCCUCAGUUCAACUCCUUGCCCCAGCAUGUCCGUCGUAUGAUCUGGAAGCAUGCGAUGGAUGAAGAACUCGGUGCCCACCACAUCGUCGUGAGCAACCACCGUUCCGUCUGCCGAUCUGUUCCGGCGCUGGCCCACGCCUGCCGCAUGUCUCGAAGCAUUGCAUUCGAGAAAGGUGGUGUGUUCAAGCUCGGAAAUGGGGAUAGGACUUGGUUUUGCCCCGCUACGGACUUCGUCUACUGGGACACGGACAAGUAUGACUUGGGAGAAUUGACCUCCUCUGUUCAGAACCUCAUCGUACCCUUCUUUGCCGGCAACAACUUCAAUGAAGUUUUCCACCAUUUUUCCGAGAAAUUCGAGGCGUUCUUUGUCCCUGGCAACCCGAGUCAACUGAAGAACAUCUUCAUCUCCGUGGAGUGGGCUGCAACGACGGAUAUUUGGAGUGACAUGGCCAUCUCUCGACUCUUUGGGUCGCGCACUAUUCUUGCGCCUGCUCUCGACCAGUUCGACCCUCUUAUCGACCACGUCAAUGACACUUGUCCGGUGCUUCCUGGCUUAGUCGCUGAGAUUUGGAAGAAGCAUGAAGCGAUUGACUUUGAUCAGUCGGUCAAAUGGAGAAAGUAUGCUGGAGAGGUUCUGCAUGCUUGGAUGAAUACCGCAGCCGUGUUUUCCAACAAAAUUAGCGGAGACCAGCUUGAUGACUUCUGGAAAGAGCGCUUGAUGCACCCCAACGGAGGCUCCUGGUUGAAAUGGUUUGAAGACCGUGCGCCCAACAUCUUCCCUACUUUCAUGUUCACGAAGCCUGACGACGAUGAGAUAGUCAUGACUUGA